Molecule: messenger RNA, 829 nt
Organism: Cyprinodon variegatus (sheepshead minnow)
Lineage: Eukaryota; Metazoa; Chordata; Actinopteri; Cyprinodontiformes; Cyprinodontidae
Gene: cldc1
Product: C-type lectin domain family 17, member A-like
Exons: 6
Coding region: 131-757 (208 amino acids)
Source: RefSeq, a predicted model, not a curated record
UCUGGAUUUGGCAGGCGUGCGAUGAAUGAGUCAGGCUGUUUUUAAGAACAGUAAACAAAGAGUAGCUCUAUAAAGGCCUCCAGAGAGCCUUAGGACAGCAUGUGCAACCCUCAGCUCACUGAGAAACACAAUGAAUUCUGUGAAAGCAACCACCCUCUUUGUUCUUCUGGGCCUGCUGGUUCCUGAAAUCUCCAGUCAGAAACCCAAGACUCCUGAAGAAGAGGUGGCUUUUCUAAAAGUAAGGCUCGCCUUGAUGAAGGAUCGCUACAGGCUGUUGUGCAACCAGUACUCCAGUCUGGCAGACAACUGCUCAGCUCCAGCCAAAGACUGCAAAGAGUGUCCUGAAGGAUGGCUGCAGGUUGAGGAUCAGUGCUUCCACCUGAACACUGACAAGCAAGAUUUCUCUACCAGUGCUGAGAAAUGUAAAGAUAUUGGAGCCCAUCUCGCCAUACUCACUACAAGAAAACAGCAUGAGGCUGUGGAAAAAGAAGGCAGGAGGAUUGCAGGGACAUACAUACACUACUGGAUUGGACUGAGUGACAUUGAGACUGAGGGGGACUGGAGAUGGGUGGACAACUCAACGCUAACAACUGCGUUCUGGGACCCUUACAGAAGAGAACCAGACAACAAUCAGGCCCAAGGGCCAGAGGGGGAGGAUUGUGCAGUGGUGGAUAGCUACACUCAGAAAUGGUACGACGUUCCCUGUGAGUUCACCUAUCCUCGGAUCUGUCAGAAAGCCGCCAACCCGCUGCUCUGAGACCCAACCGCACCUCUGGAGCACCCCCGACUAAGCUGCAAAUGUGACUGAUCCUUUAUUGAAAAGCUUUAA